AUGGUUCUCGACAGACUCCAGCAGCUGGCCCAUCACGUCAACGCGACAACCCCUCCACCUCAUCCAUUCGAUCCUCUUUCCACCACAGAGAUUGAUGCAGCCGUCACCCUAAUUCGCAAGGAGCAUGGAUCACUCAACUUCAAUGCGGUCACAUUGUACGAGCCCCGCAAGGCUCAGAUGAUGGCUUGGCUGAAAGACCCUGAAAACGCCCCUCGGCCAGUCCGCGCUGCUGAUGUCGUUGCCAUUGCACCCGGCGGUAAGAUUUAUGAUGGUGUGGUGGACCUGGACCAAAGAAAAAUUGUGGAGUGGAAACACACGCCUGAUGUCCAGCCCUUGAUCACCAUGGAAGACCUGCAGGAGGUGGAGCACAUCGCGCGUAAAGACCCGAAGGUCAUAGAGCAGUGCGGUAUUAUUGGUAUUCCCCCAGAGGAUAUGCAUAAAGUGUACUGUGAUCCUUGGACGAUUGGCUACGACGAACGUUUCGGCACCGGGGUCAGACUACAGCAAGCCCUCAUGUAUUAUCGUCCUCAUGUCGAUGACUCUCAGUACACCUAUCCAUUGGACUUCUGCCCUAUCUAUAACGCAGAGACCAAGCAGAUCAUUCACAUCGAUGUGCCCUCAGUACGAAGACCGCUGAACAAAGCUCCCCCAAACAACUAUCUUCCAGCAUCCAUCGAGAAAGAAGGAGGCUUCCGUACAGACAUCAAGCCAAUUCAUAUCACUCAGCCUGAAGGUGUCUCUUUCCAGGUGAAGGACCGCAUUAUUGACUGGCAAAACUGGAACAUCCACGUCGGCUUCAACUACCGUGAGGGCAUUGUCCUCAAUAACAUCACAUUCAAUGAUAAGGGCAAUGUACGACCGAUCUUUUACCGACUCUCAUUGGCGGAGAUGGUGGUUCCUUACGGCAAUCCGGAGCAUCCACAUCAGCGGAAGCAUGCCUUUGAUCUAGGCGAGUAUGGUGGUGGCUAUAUGACAAACAGUCUGUCUCUUGGAUGUGACUGCAAGGGAGCGAUUCACUAUAUGGAUGCUGCUUUUGUCAACGGUGCCGGUGCCUCAACAAUCAUCAAGAAUGCUAUUUGUAUCCACGAAGAGGACGCCGGCAUUCUCUUCAAGCACACUGACUUCCGCGACGAGUCAAUGGUCGUGACCCGCGGUCGCAAGCUGAUUAUUUCGCACAUCUUCACUGCUGCCAACUACGAAUACUGUGUAUACUGGAUCUUCCAUCAAGAUGGUACUGUUCAGCUCGAGAUUAAGCUGACCGGUAUCUUGAACACAUACUCUCUGAACCCAGGCGAGGAUACUAAGGGCUGGGGUACUGAAGUAUACCCGGGUGUGAACGCUCACAAUCACCAACACUUGUUCUGUUUACGCGUUGACCCCAACAUCGAUGGGCCAGACAACACAGUCUUCCAGGUUGACGCCGUUCGUGGUCCUGGAGAAGUUGGUAGUGCCGAGAACAAGUAUGGCAAUGCUUUUUACGCCAAGAAGACUAAAUAUACCACUCCCGUCGAAUCCAUGUCCGAUUAUGAUGGUUUCACCACACGCACCUGGGACAUGGCCAACACCAACAAGCUCAACCCAUAUAGUAAAAAGCCAGUUAGCUAUAAGCUUGUCAGCCGUGAUGUUCCGCCACUUCUUCCCAAGGAAAAUAGCCUGGUCUGGAAGCGAGCUGGAUUUGCACGUCAUGCAAUCCAUGUUACAAAAUACUCCGAUGACGAAAUUCAUCCAGCUGGGCGCCACGUUCCUCAAACCUCGGGUGAGCCCUCGCAUGGCUUACCAGCCUGGAUCGAGGCUGCUGGGUCCAACUGCUCAAUCGAUAACACGGAUGUUGUCCUGUGGCACACAUUCGGUCUGACACAUUUCCCGGCCCCUGAGGACUACCCUAUUAUGCCCGCAGAGCCGAUGACACUACUUCUGCGCCCGCGCAACUUUUUCACCCGAAACCCUGUGCUGGACGUUCCACCUAGCUUUUCACGCUCACCAUCUCAGGUGGCAGCAGGGGCGAACAAUUGCGCUUGCAAAAAGAAUGAUGGAUCCAGUGUGCUAGUUUAG
Penicillium pulvis is the source of this 2052-nucleotide messenger RNA. RefSeq names its product peroxisomal copper amine oxidase. Gene Ontology annotation, biological process: amine metabolic process. The coding region runs from base 1 to 2052 and encodes 683 amino acids. Gene Ontology annotation, molecular function: primary methylamine oxidase activity; quinone binding; copper ion binding. The record is from RefSeq and is a predicted model, not a curated record. The transcript is spliced from 2 exons. Lineage: Eukaryota; Fungi; Ascomycota; Eurotiomycetes; Eurotiales; Aspergillaceae.